Molecule: messenger RNA, 1142 nt
Organism: Phytomonas sp. Hart1
Lineage: Eukaryota; Euglenozoa; Kinetoplastea; Trypanosomatida; Trypanosomatidae
Source: the annotation of a GenBank genome assembly
GUUUAGUUUUUGUUAUCUAUAGCUGAAGGGGAUUUUUUUAUCUCUUGAUUGGACAAGUGGUAAAACACGUAUGUUUUCCAAGGCAGGAAAGAAGCGCGCUCGCGAUGGCGCACUUCGGCGAUCAACCGCCUCGAUAGAGGCUGGUCCUAGUCCCAAAGAAGUGCAGUUGACUGACCAAGAAAUCAUUGUUUCGAAUGCUGUUUCUCAAAAUUCUUCUGCUUGUUAUUGUGAUCCCAUCUAUCGCAUCAUGCACGCUUUUCCGCGCUCAGACAUUUUAGAGGUGAUAAAAUGCAAGUUCGGUCGGGAACAAUGUAAGCGUGCGGCAGCCUACUUCAAGGAGUCGUACAUGCGGAACCCACUACGUCGUUUGAGGCUACAAAUUGGUUGUGAUGGACCAACAGGACUAAACCUUUUUUUCCCGAUGAUAUCAUCUCACCGCUACACAUUGCGCACCUUGGAUCUCUCCAGAAAUAAAUUAACUUAUGCUGACAUAGUUCUCUUAUGCGAAUCACUUGGCCUCUUAGCGAUACCGUCGUCUCUUCCACAAUCACUUUCAUCGGUUCCUAAUUUUCAGUCCUCGUCUGAAAGUCCAGAUGUAGGUGCAUGCGGUGAAGGGGAACCAAUGGGAAGUACGAACACCUCAGCUCUGGAGCUUAUAAAUUUUAGUUAUAAUAUCAAUAUAGGGAACAAUGGGGUCCUCUACUUGAUGCAAUGCCUUUCACAAAAUUCAACUAUACGCGCUGUCCAACUUAAGCAUGUUGGCAUUGAUGAUACCGGAGCCUGUUCGCUGGCUCCCCUUUUACGGGCUCGGCCACCUCCGAAAGGUUUUUAUUCUCACACUACAUCACCUGUCACACCUCAAUGCAGUACAACGUUGGGCUUCGACCCGUCUCGCAUCCCUGGCUUCUUUUUAGACCUCAAUGAGAAUUGCAUCGGAGCGGUGGGCACAUGCCAGCUGCGGCAUAGGCUCCCAAGUUACGUUUCACUAUCACUAUGCAAGCAGCGUAUUAGAUCUGUUGGAUAAUUCAUAACCUUCUCUCUCUCAUGCAUGCUUAUAUUUGCUCUCUCUGGCGUUCACGGCAUUUCCACGUAUUUUUUCAUUUUAUAUUACACAACAGUUGAAUCUUCAGAUGAGCAGACUA